UCCUGCCUAAUCUUUUCUUCUUCUACAGAUAAGGCUUUUUCUCUCUUCAACUGAACUCCAUGACUUAAUUGUCUCUCUCUUUCUCCCACUCAACUAAAAACCUCAUAGAGAAACCCUAAUCCUCAUUUUCCGAAGUCAUGGGAUCUAAAGCAAUCCCUCAGGCACUCAUUACACUACCAGGAACUCCUUCAAAGAAAUUAGGAUUCUCCACGAAUUUCCCAGCUCAAUUAUCUACAUUCAACACAAACAGAAUCACUCUUUCUAGGGUUUCGUCAAAAGGACUAAGUUCCAUCGUUAAACCUUUGAUGUCUACUAGAAAAUCCUUUGUUGUACGAGCAGAGGCUUCUGAUGAAGUUCCAGAAGUAGAAUCAGAAAGCAAUGACAUUGAAGUGUCUGCCGUUGCUGUUGCUGUAGCUGAGAAACCACCCACCACUCCUUUUAAACCCAGAGUGAAGCUCGGGGAUAUAAUGGGGCUUUUGAAUAAAAGAGCUGUAGAAGCUUCAGAGAAGGAAAGACCCAUUCCAGAUCUUAGGAGUGGAGACAUUGUUGAAAUUAAAUUGGAAGUACCAGAAAAUAGGCGUAGGCAAUCAAUUUAUAAAGGUAUUGUAAUCUCAAAGCAAAAUGCUGGAAUCCACACAACAAUUAGGAUUCGAAGGAUUAUCGCUGGUGUUGGAGUCGAGAUAGUUUUCCCUGUGUACUCUCCUAACAUCAAAGAGAUAAAGCUAGUUAAACACAGAAAGGUUAGAAGGGCAAGGUUGUACUAUUUGAGGGACAAGCUACCCAGACUCUCAACCUUUAAGUAAAAUGUACAAUUUUGCUUCACCAGCUGUAUCUUUCUUCUACGAAUUCUGUGAGUUUUGUAAUUUUUAUCUCGAACCAAUAUAUUUUUCUGCAGUAAAUCCUACCAUUAUGUCCUCUCUCUAAUGGUGAGUCACUGCUGAAUGCAACUUUGUCUUUAAAAUUAUUACCAUAUUGCAGCCUGUUUCCACUUGUUUUACA
Papaver somniferum (opium poppy) is the source of this 999-nucleotide messenger RNA. Its product is annotated as 50S ribosomal protein L19, chloroplastic-like. Lineage: Eukaryota; Viridiplantae; Streptophyta; Magnoliopsida; Ranunculales; Papaveraceae. The transcript has 5 exons. The coding region runs from base 138 to 803 and encodes 221 amino acids. Gene Ontology annotation, molecular function: structural constituent of ribosome. Gene Ontology annotation, biological process: translation. Gene Ontology annotation, cellular component: ribosome. The record is from RefSeq and is a predicted model, not a curated record.